Molecule: messenger RNA, 5845 nt
Organism: Felis catus (domestic cat)
Lineage: Eukaryota; Metazoa; Chordata; Mammalia; Carnivora; Felidae
Gene: CCDC57
Product: coiled-coil domain containing 57
Exons: 20
Coding region: 418-3555 (1045 amino acids)
Source: RefSeq, a predicted model, not a curated record
CGAAAAGAGCCCGGAACCCUGCUUCCUGCCUCGCGUUUCCCUCCGGUGGGGUCGGAGCGCUGCAGUGGGCGCGCCAGCACCGCGGCCGUCGGACUCGGGUCACUAUGGCAACGCGGCGGGGCCGGAGGCUGCGGCGGACGGUCGUUCCGGGUGAGCCGCGGCCUUGGGCGCCUCGCGUGGGAGAGAAGCGCCACUCCGCGACGGAUUGGAGAUAAGAGAGCAGAGGAAGCUGCUCGAGUGCGGCGGGGGGAGCGCCCCCCGAGCGGAGCCGUGUGCGCGACGGGCGGGCCGCUGGCUCUCGGAAGCUUCUGGGCUCCAGUCCUCGCUCAGCUCCUUCGCUGCCUCGUUUUCUCAUCUGCAAAGUGGGAGAGCGCUUCGCGAGCCUGUUCAAAGGACCUGGCUCUCGUCGCUGCCCCGAUGAUGCUGCCGCCGCCCUCGGAGCAGGCCCUGGGCCAGCUGCUGGCUCGCAAGGAGGAGGAGUGGAGGGCGCUGCGGGCCCACCGCUGCCAGCUGCAGGAGGCCGCGCUGCAGGACGCGCACAGCCAGCUGCACGAGGCGCAGGGGGCGCUGCGGCGCCUGCGGGAGGACUUCGUCUACAACCUGCAGGUGCUGGACGAGCGGGACCGCGAGCUGGAGCGCUACGACACCGCCUUCGCCCAGGCCCGGGCCCGGGAGGAGGCGCGGCAGGCGGAGGUGAGCGAGCUGAGGGUGGAGGCGGCCCGGCUGAGGCGGGCGCUGGCCAGCGAGGCCCGGCGGCUGGACGACCUGCAGCGGCGACACCGGCUGAACUUGGAGGAGCACCGGCUGGAGCUGGAGCGCGCGCACAGUGAGAAGAACGGUGAGAUCGACCAGCAGCGGGAGCAGUAUGAAAACCUGAAAUGGAGGCUGGAGAGGAAGCUCGAGGAGCUGGAUGGUGAACUUGCUCUGCAGAGGCAGGAGCUGCUGCUGGAGCUGGAGUCCGAGAUGCAGAAGAGGGAGCACGAGUUCCGCCUGCAGGCCGACCGCAUGAGCAACGAGGUCCUGACACACGAGCUCAAGGUUAAACUGUUGGACAAGGAGCUCACGGCUCUGAAGGAAGCUGCAGCACAGGCCGCGGAGUCGCUGCGGAGCGCCGAGGCCGCGAACUCAGAGCUGCGGGACCAGCUGCAGCGCGGCGGGCAAGAGCUCAGGGACCUGGCGGCGGCCAAGGACGCGCGGAUCAAGGACUUAGAAGGCCAACUUCACUCGGAGCAGCAGGCCAGGAAGAAGGAGGAGGAGGCGUUCAGGAGGAAGCACGAGGCGCUGGACCACCUGGCCAGGGAGAAGGACGCGGUGCUGGUGGCUGUGAAGGGUGCCCACGUGGAGCAGCUGCAGGCGCUGGAGGCCAGGGCGCUGGAGUUGCAGGCCCACGGCGACAGCCUCGAGCUGCAGCUCCGCGGGGCAGAGCGGAGGCAGGCCGAGGCCUUGAAGGAGAAGGACGCCGCCAUGGACAAACUUUGUGAAGAGGCGUCGGCUCUAAAAUCGGGCUGGGAUGCCCAGGUCGCCCAGCUGUCCAAGGACCUGAUCUCCAAGGACCUUCAGAUUCAGGCGCUGCAGGAAGAGGCAGUGGAGCUCAAGGCACAGCUGGCCAGGUGCCAGCAGGACGUCGGAAGGUAUAAGCAGCAGCUGCUGGCGGCGGCGGAGCGGGAGCAGUGCCUGCAACGUGACAAGGUGCAGCUGGAGCUGGACUGGCGACACCGCUGUGACAGUCGCGAGAGGGACCACUACCGCGCGUCUGAGGACUUGCUGCAGGCUCUGACCGCCGCGCGGGACCAGGUUGCUGCCAAGCUCCAGGAGACAGAGCGGACGCUGUGUGACCAGGAGGUGGUGCUGAAGGCCUUGACCCUUGAGAGAGACCAGGCCGUGCAGGCGUUGAGGACACGCGGGCUUCUUCCUGAGAAGGAGGUGCUCCUAAGGCAUCGUGAAGAAGAAGUAAGUGAAAGUUUUCCAUCUAGUGAGAUCCAGAGGCUCCAGGAGCAAAACGCAAGCUUACGACGCGCUGUUGCGGAGAUGAGGGAGGAAAUGGAGACCCUGAACGACCGGGUUCUUCCUCCUGAGCAGUCAGGGGGUCAGCCCUCUGACCCCGCACAGCCCCUUCCAAAGGCAGCAGCUGAGGCCGUGGCUCCUGAUUACAUCAUGGUCCUCGAAACAGAAAUCAGAAAUCUGAAGCAUAAAUUUAAAACCCUGGAAGGACAGGUAGAAAAUGUGUUAGAUCCUUCGAAGAUGUCCUCAUCUCACUCUGACGUUCAAGCCAGCGUCCACAUCUUGGCCGAAGUGCCUGGAGGAGCCGUGCCGGCCGAUGGCACACCCAUGGGUCUAGCACUCGGGAGGCUCAGAAACAGGACACAUCUCCUGAACUUCCUGGUGGCCCGGCUCAGGCAGAAGGUGCUGCAGAAACCCCUGGGUGCGGACACCGUCCAGCACGAGCUGCCCCACGAGGUGGGCCAAGUGCACCUGGAGGCUUUGGAGCUGCAGAAGCAGGUGGCUGAGCUCGAGGAGCAUAUCGGGAGCCACUGGCGGUUACGCGCCUUGGACCAGGUGGCCCUUGCGAGGCAGGUCCCUGCAGACCAAGGACCCAUGGGGACCAAAGACCAGAAGCCACAGCCCCCGCAGGUGUCGUCUGUGCCCCGACUCCAGAGGAAACUGAAGGAGGCGGCCCGAGAAAUCGUCCGCCUCCGCCUGGAGAAGGAGCAGCUCCUGGAGACAGGAAACAGGCUCCGAGCGGAGCUGGGCCGCGGCCCAGGGAAACCACCUCAUCAACCCCUGCCCACUCCUGAGGCCUGGAACCAGAGUGGAGCACCUUUGGGGCAGGUGAAGCCCCACUCUGCAGCUCAGGGCUCUGAGAGCGCCGAGACAGAACGUUCCUCUGGACACCCCGGGGAGGCCCGGCCCCACCUGGCCCAGAGCGUCAGCAGAAGGUCCAGUCCGCCAGGCUGCACAGCAGGAGCUGAGGCCGGGUCGGGGCAGAGGCAACACGGGAUCUCCAGGGCGACUUACAGAUCAGCUCGGCAGAAGGAAAGCCGGUCCCCAAAGCCACACCUGGCUCAAGAAUCCCAUGAGGAAAAGAGCCACCACACCCGAAGCUCCUCAUCACCAGCCAGUGGUCCCCUCCAGGACACGUGGAAGUUACUGGACCUGGGAUCCAGCCCCUCCGGCCUCACGUCCCAGGACGACUCUGUGCCAGCCCAAACGUUUGCGGAGCCUCUGGCCACUGCUGCACAGGGUGGGCGUGAGCUUCCCGGCGGUGGCCUCCCGCAGCAGCUCCUGGAGGCCGGAGGUCGGGGCCGUGCAGUCAGAGGUGGAAUCAUAGGCCCAGAAACGCUAGGUUGCUCACCCGAGGCUCCCAGCUCCCUGGUAGCGGAUCGAGACCAGAGUCCAGGCCGUCGGACUUCAGACCCUGACCCCACUGGCCCAGACGAGUCCCAGGUGCGGGUGCCCGCAGGCCCCAGGCAGCGGGCGGUGGGGCGAAGGCGUGCAGGGGCCGUGCCGACCGUGUGGGGCAGCGACGGGCUGGCGGGUGUGCCCCGUCCGGGAUGAUGCCACCCUACUUCUGUUCCUCGGGGGGAGAUGGCCGACAAGCCAGAUCUUCCCGUUUUCCGAAAGAACUGGAAAUCUUGCUUUUUACAUAGAACGUUUUCGUUUUUGAAAAUUGGCAACUAAUUAAAAAAUCAGAGUGUGGACCAAAUCGCAGCUCAGUCCGCGAGCUACGCCUGCGGUGAGCCAGAUCCAGCCGUGCCUGGUAGCGUGUGGUCUUGUAGCCAGGAGCCGCAUUACCACGUUCACGAUUUUACACGCUUGACAAAAGACAAAGAAAAUGCUCCGAUGACCCGGACCGGCCAGAUCGGCCGGGUGGGCUCCAGAGAGAGGCCCGGCCUGUGGCCAAGGGCCGUCCCAGACUGGGGCGUCAGGUGACUGCUGGUAUAACUGGGGUUCCCUUUACUCGAGGGUCGCGGUACGUUCCCGCGUGACCAUACUGCAGGGCAAGCGCAGCAGGCCCUCCUGGCCUUGUCCACCUGUCCAUCCCGUGGUGUGUCGCCUGCCUCUGGCUAGGGACGAGUGGGCCCCCGGGUGCCAUCUCAUCUGUGCCCUUGUGUUCUUGAGCGGAGACCACUCCACGCCUUCUCUGGAGGGAUGCGUGUGCUUUGGACCUUCCUCUGAAAUCGGAUUGAUUUGGCCGUGGCUCUGAGGACAUGAAAACGCACUGUAGGCACGGGACCUUAGAGUUACCUUGUCCACACACCAUCAAGACCAGGAAUACUACCAUCUGACCUCCCCACAGUCGUGUUUGCGUUUCUGGUUGAGCGCAGGAGGGCAGGCUGAUGGCCCAGCACUGUUUUUGAGUGAUAGCCACCUUGUGAUAAGUAAGAAAAGCUUAAAAUCACAUAGAGUAGGUGACCUCAGAGAACAGCUUGUGGUCCCAUUGUAAACACACCUGGAACAUUACAUUCUGUUCUUUAGCACACUAACCAGAGAACGCUUCUCGGGUCUGAGAACCUUUCUGGAAUGUGAGCGGCAGUGAGGUGGGCAGCCGCGGCAGAGCCUCGUGAGACCUCACUCAGAGACCAGCAGCCCGAGCCACGGGGAAGGAAGCCAGCUAGGGCCAGGGAGGGCUUGUCCUCUGCACCAGAAAGAUGUCCUGAUGCAAUCGCCAGUCAGGGCUCGUUGGCUGGGCUCCAGGAACACAAGCUGGAAACAGGGCGAGUUGCUUCCCACUGGAGGGCCUGGCACACACGCCCACCGACCACUGCCUCGGAGACCUCGUGAGGCAGAUCGGGUUGGGAGCUGUCCACGAGAGCGGGGAGACUUAUUCAGCACUGUGACUGUGACGGUCCCAGGACCCCAGGGGGUGACAGAUCCUGCCCUCACUGCCCAGCACCCUUUAUCUCUUUGGCUCUGCCUGUCACCGCUGUCAGGACAGGAGUGGAUGUGAGCACCCACACACCAGUGAAAUCGCCACAGGUUGGCGUCUGCCGCCCCUCAGCGCCAUUGUGAUCACGGCUAAAGAAGGUCCCAGAACGACGUUCUGGUCAAAGGAGGGAGCGGCCCUGUGUUCUGAACGGGUGAGCCACGCCAGCUGCCUGCCCACGCCAAUUAUAACCCGAGGCUUUUUAAGAAGUGCGGAGUAUCCUCUAAACUUCUUGAGAAGCGUCGUCAAAUAGAUCUUUGUUGGCUCUUCUCUUGACCGUACUGUGGUGAAACAUUUACUACCACUUGGGAAACGACUGGUAUUGAAAUAACUUUUACAACAGAGUAAAUACUUUAAGAAAUAGUGAAAUCAGCUUAUUCUUCCACAGUAUGUAUUCUGGGGCCACAGCAUGGCUAGCCCUCACGUCUUCAGGCUAGGCUGUUAUAAGGACUAGACUUUAACACCCCUCCAUAAACAACUAGAAAGUUGGGCAAAAUAUAUGAAACGACUGUUUUCGGACAUUGGCCAACAGCAUCGGACUAUGGUCCGUAAAGGAAGGAAGACCAACGAGGCAAGUUCCAGGACCCCCUGGCUUCCUGUCUGAAGGCAGUUUCUGGGCUGCAGUCGUAGGGAGGGGGGUGCCAAAUAGAACUCAGAAGCCGUACUGAGUUGGGGAAAUGGGAAUUGGAGUUUGGGAAGGCAGAAGGGGCUGGCAGUUGCAGGACAGAGUCCAGAAAGGAGGGUAUAUACAGAAGAGAACUCCAGAAACCUGCAUAGACAUUCUCUUGAGUCCUCACUGCGUGUUAGCCCCAGAUGUAUAGAAUAAAGCUCCACAGGGGCGCCUGGGUGGCGCAGUCGGUAAAGCGUCCGACUUCAGCCAGGUCACGAUCUCGCGGUCCGUGAGUUCGAGCCCCGCGUCAG